CUUAGCCUUCUCUCUUGAUUGACUUCUUUUUAACUGAAGGAAUACAUUUAUUCCUUUUAAAUUCAGGUUGUAUGCUGAUUCUGUAUUUUUUUACUUGAACUUAUUAGUACAAUUGUUGAAGGACAACGUGAGCUUGUUAUAUUUGUAUUCACUUAAUUGAAAGGCAAAUUAUAUUUUUUUAACAAUUUGAUUCCUUUUAAUAGCAGCAACAAUAUGAUACAGCAGCAGGUGGCAAUGUUGGAAGGUUGAACUAAGGGAAAUCGUGUGUGUGUAACCAACCUUUAUUUUGAAAAGCAAACUUUUUUUAUUUUGAAGAACGAUCCAGGAAGUAGCGGAACAAAAACAACAACAAAAAUUGUGUUCAAUGCUCUAUGGUGUGAAUUGUGUAGUCUGAAGACGUUGACUUUACACUGCAAUGCAAAUUACUAUAACAUAAGUGUUUAACAUAAACAUAGCGCUAAGGAGAUGUCCGAUACUGUCGCAUUUCAUGCUCAGCUAGCCUCCAUCGUCGAGGUUUUGGCGAAUGCAGCCGUUGCCGAAAUCUGCAAACUUGUAGAUGACGGCCAUGCUGCUUUACGUUUGGAAAUUUCCCAUAGUCAGAAAGAAAUCGAGAACUUGCGGAGGAAGCUGGUUUUGACAAAAUGUCAGACUUCUCGACGGGGCACAGAAAGAUUCGGAGCCCUGCGACGCACAGUUCACAAGCACGUGGACACUAAUCAUGUUGCCCGGGGAAGAGGGAGCUUUGUAGGGAAGUCGACAGGCAGACUUGGAUAUUUGAAGAAUCGUUUUGACGACAUUGAAGAGGGCAACUUUAUGCAGGAUGUCACUACCUGGAAAGACGCAGGACGCACAGCGACAGACCAUAAUGGUGGCAUGCAGAUGGCAGAUAUGCAAGAAGAAACUCAUGUCAAAAUGGAGAACCUUGACACCAGUACAAUAGAAGAGAUUGCCCAACCGGUCAGUGAGAGCAGUGAGAAGAUCAUUGUAGCAGAACCAGGUUCUUCAUCAUGUACUGAAACCACAGACCUUCUGGACCAGCAGGGCAACAGACACAGAGCUCCAGACACCUCACUCAAUAUAGAACCUGAAAACCAGACCUUCCAGCAUCCAGCGUCACAAUACAACAGAGCAAGACAAGACCAUCAGGUUGCUGAGGGUGUGACCUGGGAAACUGACCAUCAACCCAUAGAAUACAGCCUGUCCCAAUGGACAGAGAACCAAGAGACUGACAACCCAACUGUGAAUGUUCCUCAUAAUGCAGGGCCAGACUCCAAGAGGCUGUCUGGACAUCCAGAGAGGAGAGGGGUGUCUGGUAACUCUGGGGUCUGCAUGUCUGCUUCAGGCUCUCUGGACUGGCUGCCUGAUGUGGUGAUGGUGGACUCAGUUCCCAUUAAAGUGGAGGCAGAUAUGAGUUCAGAAUGGAGCCUAACUGGCCAAGAGGUGACAUCUGGAGAGGUCUGUUCAGACGGCAGGCAGCUUGUGGACAACAGAGGAAGAGGGGGAAUGGAGUCUGGACAGACAAAGUGUCCCCCUGACACUCAACAUGCAGAGCAAGGGAGAACUGUAGGAUCAAGGUCCAAGUUGCCAGAUUUCAAUGGACUGUCCACCCAAAACAGCUUUUCAUCCCCAAGGGUUACUCUUCACCAGGUUCCCCAAAGAGGGAAGCAAGCCCCCUUUCCGAAUUUCAACAGAGGCUCCACUUCUUCAUCGAAAGGCAUAGAAAAGCAGCCGCAACAGCUGACGUCUCACUCCACCAAGAGAUAUCUCCGUUGCAGCCUCUGCGGGAAGCCCUUCCCCCAGGCGUACCUAAGCAGGCACAUGCGGGUCCAUACGGGGGAGAAACCGUACGGCUGCAGCCACUGCACCAAGCGCUUCUCCCACAGCCACCAGCUGAAGAGGCAUGAGAGGGUGCACACCGGAGAGAAACCGUUUCAAUGUGUCUACUGUGGGAAGUGCUUCACCCAGUCCUGCCACAUGAAGAAGCACCUCCUCGUCCACACUGGUGUCAGGACACAGGACGUUGUGCUGCCCUAAGUGUUCCAGGGUGAAGUUCAGACUAGAUACAGAUCUAGGAUCAGCUUCCUCUCCCACAAUCCUAACCUUGACAAUUAGUGUAUUUUUUUUCUUCUUUAAACUGACCCAACAUCAGCAUUUAAGGGCAACUUCACACUACUCCUCCCAGUGUAAUGAUAGGCAGGGCCUGAAGUUUUUCCUCACCACGUGACCAGGCCAGGGAAAAACUCCUGGCCCUAGUUGUAAAUGGAAUGUCUCAACGCCACUGUGGUUUAUAUAUGAAUACUGGGUCCAUGUAUUUUCCACUUUGAAUGGUUUCCUCAUUGAACACUUCCCUCUGUGUGUAGUGGUCGUGUUUUCAGUUCAGCUGGCUUGAUGCUUGGUCCAGAGUAGACUGAUAAUGUAUAAGUUAUUACAGAGGAAGAUUUUAAACGUAUUUUAGUCAGUUAGCAGACGCUCUUAUCCAUAGCGACUUACAAGAGCAUUUAAGGUUAAGUGCUGUGCUCAAGGGCACGUCGACAGAUUUUUCAGCUUGUCGGCUAGGUGAUUCCAACCUGCGACCUUUCAGUUAUUGGCUCAACGCUCUUAACCGCUAGGCUACAUCCUUAUGAAUUUGUUUUUGUUCAGUGGGGAACCAAAGUACAAUAAUUAAGACUACAUUUCCAUUAACUUGUCAAUAAGACAGAUUCCCUAUCAGACUGAUAGGCUGUAACGAUGUAGAUGGAUUUCAUAUCAAUGUGAACAGAGUUCAGGAAGCAUUGGACAGGUGCCUGGGCGAGCAAGGCCUGUUGGUGGUUGAGAGUUUGUUGCUCGUCUCUGUUCGUACUUGGACGCAGGGAUGAGGAGGAGGAAGGCGCAGGGUUCCCAGACGCCAGCGCACUCCUUGCCCUGGAAACGGACCUGGCGACCCAGCAGUUGCAAGGUGAGAGAGAGUGCUGACUGGAAUGGUAAGCUGUCAAUGUUUGUCGUUUAUACAGGGUUUAAUAUGGUUGGAUUUGUAGAGUUCUAUAAAGCCGUCUUGAUACCCCUCUACCCUUCCCAUCAUAUUCUGCCUAGGAAAACACUUUUGUAUUGACAGUUGCUAUGAGAUUUUGAGUCCCAUAAUUAGAAUCCAUAGAAUGGUCCUUUGGAGGAAGGAUUUUUGGGAUAUAUUUGACAUUUGUAUCCUAAAGCGUAAUUAGUUGAAGUUUGUAUAUUUGUGACAUUUUGGCCUUACCCAGUACUCCUUUUAAAGACGCCAUGCUUCAGUUGUAGGUGCUACAAAGCAACAUUUAGUGUCAUAUACAACUUUACUGCUUGCUCUGUAUUUUGAUUAGUAUUUUGUAACACAUUUCUUGCAUUAAUUUGUGAAUAUUUACAAAUAUGAAUAUUGAAAGUAUACGUAUUUUUUUAUUAGGCUUUUACAUUUUUUUUUACAAACAUUGUCAAACAUGAUGUACUUUACAGGAAAUUCAAAGUUCUGUUAGCUCAAUACUUUAAAGUUAUGGAUUCUUUUAUAGAGACACUUUGGCAUAGUAAACAAUGUAACCAAUCACAGCCCUCCUUUUAAGUGUCAUUGCACAUCCUGCAAAUCAACAGCAGAGGUGACUAUUUUGAAUCCAUUUUCACAUUCACUCUGUUGGUAAUGCUUAAAAAUGUGUUUUACUCUAAAAGUAGCAGAGAUUCCACUCUGUAUCUUUGAUAUGCCCAUAGUGUAUUAUGUUUGCCAAAUCAAAAGUGGGAUAUUUUCACUUCAUGUUGUUAUUUUUCUACAUUCCGAAAUGUAUGUAAGAAAUGUUAUUGAAAUCAAAAUACAUAUGACAGAGCAAGCAGUUUAGCUUCAUAUGACACCAUAUAUUGGCAUGUAGCACCUACAGAUAAAACAAUAUGGAGUCUUACAGGAGUCCUGGGUAAUGUCAAAUUCGAACUAUAGUUAGUUAUUUCUAAAUCAUGCUUUAAGACACUGUUAAAUGUGUAUAUAUAUAUAUAUAUUACUCAGCAAAAAAAGAAACGUCCUCUCACUGUCAACUGCUUUUUCAUUAAUCUUAACAUUUGUAUGAACAAUCUUAAUAUUUGUAUGAACAUAACAAGAUUCAACAACUGAGACAUAAACUGAACAAGUUCCACAGACAUGUGACUAACAGAAAUGGAAUAUUGUGUCCCUGAACAAAGGGGGGGGUCAAAAGUAACAGUCAGUAUCUGGUGUGGCCACUAGCUGCAUGAAGUACUGCAGUGCAUCUCCUCCUCAUGGACUGCACCAGAUUUGCUAGUUCUUUCUGUGAGAUGUUACCCCGCUCUUCCACCAAGGCACCUGCAAGUUCCUGGGACAGUUCUGGGGGGGAAUGGCCCUAGCCCUCACCCUCCGAUCCAACAGUUCCCAGACGUGCUCAAUGGGAUUGAGAUCCGGACUCUUCGCUGGCCAUGGCAGAACACUGACAUUCAUGUCUUGCAGGAAAUCACGCACAGAACGAGCAGUAUGGCUGGUGGCAUUGUCAUGCUGGAGGGUCAUGUCAGGAUGAGCCUGCAGGAAGGGUACCACAUGAGGGAGGAGGAUGUCUUCCCUGUAACGCACAGCGUUGAGAUUGCCUGCAAUGACAACAAGCUCAGUCCGAUGAUGCUGUGACACACCGCCCCAGACCAUGACGGACCCUCCACCUCCAAAUCGAUCCCGCUCCAGAGAACAGGCCUCAGUGUAACGCUCAUUCCAUCGAUAUUAAACGCAAAUUCCGACCAUCACCCCAUGUCACAGAUAAAACCGCGACUCGUCAGUGAAGAGCACUUUUUGCCAGUCCUGUCUGGUCCAGCGACGUUGGGUUUGUGCCCAUAGGCGACAUUGUUGCCGGUGAUGUCUGGUGAUGACCUGCCUUACAACAGGCCUACAAGCCCUCAGUCCAGCCUCUCUCAGCCUAUUGCGGACAGUCUGAGCACUGAUGGAGGGAUUGUGCGUUCCUGGUGUAACUUAGGCAGUUGUUGUUGCCAUCCUGUACCUUUCCCGCUGGUGUGAUGUUUGGAUGUACCGAUCCUGUGCAGGUGUUGUUACACGUGAUCUGCCACUGCAAGGAUGAUCAGCUGUCCAUCCUGUUUCCCUGUAGCGCUGUCUUAGGCGUCUCACAGUACGGACAUUGCAAUUUAUUGCCCUGGCCACAUCUGCAGUCCUCAUGCCUCCUUCACCAUGCCUAAGGCACGUUCACGCAGUUGAGCAGGGACCCUGGAUAUCUUUCUUUUGGUGUUUUUCAGAGUCAGUAGAAAGGCCUCUUCAGUGUCCUAUGUUUUCAUAACUGUGACCUUAAUUGCCUACCAUCUGUAAGCUGGUAGUGUCUUAACGACCAUUCCACAGGUGCAUGUUCAUUCAUUGUUUAUGGUUCAUUGAACAAGCAUGGGAAACAGUGUUAAACACUUUCUAAUGAAGAUUUGUGAAGUUAUUUGGAUUUUUACGAAUUAUCUUUGAAAGACAGGGUCCUGAAAAAGGGCAGUUUAUUUUUUUGCUGAGUUAUUUAUAUAUAUAUAUAUAUAUAUCUCAAUCAACAAUCCUUCCUAUAAUGGGCCCUGCUAUGGAUUAAAUUGAAUGCAAAUUAAAAGUUUUCAAGUUUUGUGUGGAUUUACCCAUAAAUUUCUUCUACAGUUUGACUUGUAGCCUACUUAGUGACUUUCCUGUCUUCUGUUCAACGACAAACACUUUAUCGAUAUAGGCAACUAAAACACUAAAAGCACAGUUGCUUGCAGCUUCCUCUCGAGUCACUGGUAUGGAUCUUCUGGGAUAUAUUGUGUGUGUGGAGGGGAAGUGAGGCAACUGGAACCUGUCUCUGGUCUGCAGAACCUUCAAUACAAUGCGGACAAAUUACAUUUUCAGGAAGUACUCCACAGGGAAGGUUAGUAUCAAUAAAUUCCUUAAAUCUGAAAAAGCCUAUGGGAUACAGGCACAUUUUUUAAAAAUUAAUUAGUUCUAUAUCAUGGAGUGCUCUGAGGACAGUUUCAUGAACCAUGUUUCCAUAAAAAAAUAUUUCCAGAUAAAGGAACGUCUUGAAUCUCAUUCUGUGAUUGGUUGUUACGGUCUUACAAACGUCAUUGUAUGUCAACACUGUGCAAACACCUCAAAAAGUGCCUGUGUCCCAUAGACUUAAGAUUCUUUACUUGUGCAUUCAUAUUCCAUGUAUUCCAUUCUGGUUUGUCUGACAAUCUGUUCUGUUCUGUGUUUAUUUUCCAGAGAUCAGAUCCUGAACCCCAGUAGUUACUGAAAGGAGAAGCCAGUACAUUGUGCUUACAGGUUACUGUGAAGGACAACAUAAACCAUUAUAUGCUUGCUGCUCUUCUUACACCUCUAUUACUAAUAAAACGUUUAUUUACAA
This is a messenger RNA of Salvelinus fontinalis (brook trout), 6338 nucleotides long. RefSeq names its product zinc finger protein 236-like. The transcript is spliced from 4 exons. The record is from RefSeq and is a predicted model, not a curated record. Bases 466 to 2034 code for a protein of 522 amino acids. NCBI's taxonomy places the organism in Eukaryota, Metazoa, Chordata, Actinopteri, Salmoniformes, Salmonidae. Gene Ontology annotation, cellular component: nucleus.